UAGAAACUCAGAGGGAGGGAAAUCAAAUAAGAACUUCGGCGAUGGCGCACAUUACCGCCCGCCGCACCGUAGCAUCACUCGUUACGCGAGCCCUCUCGUCUUCGACUCCAACUUCUUUUUCAUCUCCUCCUCGCUUCGCUUUUGCUCUUACCGACAAAAUCCCACUGCCUCAUCUCCUCCCAAACCCGGUCAGAAUCCCGGUCCGACCUCAGACUUCCGGGUCUGGAUACUCUCCCCUCAAUGAUCCUUCUCCGAACUGGAGCAACCGUCCUCCCAAGGAGACUAUUCUUCUUGAUGGUUGCGAUUACGAGCACUGGCUUAUAGUCAUGGAGUUCAAUGACCCACAGCCCAAUGAAGAAGAGAUGAAAAACAGCUACGUCAAGACCCUAGCACAAGUAUUGGGCAGUGAGGAAGAGGCCAAGAAGAAAAUUUACUCGGUUUGUACGACUACGUAUACUGGGUUUGGUGCCCUGAUAUCAGAAGAGCACUCUCACAAGGUGAAAGGAUUACCUGGUGUUCUCUGGGUUUUGCCAGAUUCAUACCUUGAUGUCCCCAACAAAGAUUAUGGAGGGGACCUUUUCAUUGAUGGGAAAGUCGUCCAUAGGCCACAGUUUUGGUACAACCAGAGUCAACCAGCUAGGAAUAGGCCUCGCCCACGGUAUGAUAGAAACCGAGAAACAAGCCCGGUUGAGUGGAGACAGCCAAUUCAAACACAGGGCGGGAACCAAGAUCAGAUCAGACAGUCUCCGCAGCAAUCAAUGGCGAUGGAUGGCCCUAAUUCGCCUCAUGGUGGAGCAAGCAAUUCGUCCAUGAACCAAGGAGGAUUUAAUCAGAAUAAUCUCUGAGAAUCCAAUAUCUAUGAACAAGUUUGAACUCAGAAUAAUGUCUGGUAAUAGGAUAGCAAGAAGCACCGUGCACCGGUUGGCUAAAAUGGCAGAAUAGAGAGGUAUUGAAAUUCUGUACUCGGAUUAACUUUUGUCAAAAUAGGUGGAUAAACUUCCUCCUCCCUUAUUCAAAAAUGUGGUGGGGGGUCAAAGGUAACAAUUUGCUUCAAUUUUUUGUUUGCAUUGAUAGCUGCUGCCUGGGGAGGGCAUUGAGCAUUUUCGUUUUUAAUUUUUUUAAAAAUACAGCUUGAUCUGUUUAGCGGUUGUGGCGUAUAGCCUGUCUUAAUACUCAUGCAUGCUUCGAUAAGCGACAACAUAGAUGCAUGGUUGUGGUCCUUGUGACAUAUAUAUCAACUUGAUAUCGUGAAAAGAAGAAGACAACGAUAGUAUGAGCCAGAUUUUGACAUUUUGUGGUAUUCUGUUUCCUCUUUUCUA
Molecule: messenger RNA, 1319 nt
Organism: Tripterygium wilfordii
Lineage: Eukaryota; Viridiplantae; Streptophyta; Magnoliopsida; Celastrales; Celastraceae
Product: multiple organellar RNA editing factor 3, mitochondrial-like
Exons: 4
Coding region: 42-845 (267 amino acids)
Biological process (GO): cytidine to uridine editing; mitochondrial mRNA modification
Cellular component (GO): mitochondrion
Source: RefSeq, a predicted model, not a curated record